AUGAACCACUUUUUGCAUCUUCGCAGUCGUGUUCUGCAGAGCCUUAUACUUGGCCUCCUUGUACUCACUUUUUACACGUGCUAUCGAACAACCCUUGAUGACUAUCGUCCUGUUACGGUGCCUAUCGAUGUUGGUGAAACGGUUAUCAUAAAGAUAGUCAAUCUACCGAACACCAGCGAUGUAUUGCAACAGAUAUCAAAGAAUACAACGUCAGAUCCACUUUUGACGAAUGCAAUUGGACCCCACAAUGGAUUAUUGUCAACGGGCCCAUCAUCCAUAUCAACCUCACAGGGUCCUCAGUCUUCCGCAAGUACCUCGAUCAACCUUCCCAACAAUGAUCCAACUCUCCAUGUAGUGAAAGCCAUCGUCACCAAGUCGACAAUUCAACAAAAAAAUUCAGCUGGUGCAAUAUAUCAAGAUGGACACGAUGUGACAGCUCAGGAAAAGUGUCCGAACAACGGUGAGGAGAUCUCCCUGGUGAUUAUCGUCAUGUCAGCCCCAUUGCACACGGAAGCUAGAGACGCAAUACGACUAACAUGGGGUCAUUAUGGACAACGUUCUGACGUGAGUAUAUUAUUCAUGCUUGGUACAACAGAAGAUCCCAAGUUGGAGGCUAUCCUUGAGGAAGAGGAGGGUCGGUACCAUGAUGUGAUAAGAGGUAGAUUUGUAGAUACAUAUUCAAAUUUAACGCUCAAAACAAUAUCAACACUGGAGUGGGUUGAUACAUACUGCUCAGAAGCCAAGUUCCUUCUGAAAACAGAUGAUGAUAUGUUCAUCAACAUACCUCUACUCCUAUCGUUCACUCAAUCACACGAAAAGGACAGGAAUAUCAUAUUCGGUAGAUUAGCACGAAAGUGGAAGCCGAUUAGAAAUAAGAAGAGCAAAUACUAUGUCUCUUCAGCGCAAUACAAACCUCCAUUAUAUCCUGAUUUUACGACUGGACCGGCCUAUCUCUUGUCGAGGGAUGUUAUCAAUAAGUUGUACGAAAGUGCACUGAGUCAAACUUAUCUUAAGCUGGAGGAUGUAUUUACAACAGGUAUUGUUGCUGACAAACUCGGAAUAAAACGAGUUCAUGUCAAUGAAUUUUUGAAUAAAAAAAUCACCUACAAUCCUUGCAAUAUACGGAGUAGUAUCAGUAUACAUAUGGUGAAGUACGGCGAACAAUUUGAUCUUUGGAAAAAGUUAAAUGAUCCUCAUACCAAGUGCAAGAAACAGUAGUUAAAUGUAAUUCAUCAUGGAGUUUUUAUACUCCAUGGAUUUGUGGAUUGAUUAUAUUCAGUCCAAGUGAAACAAGUAAUUGUGGUCUCACUCUGUAUCGACAAUUGUCGAAAGAAUUCUUUGUUACAAUCUCUGUUAGUGGUUACACGUUCAAGCACGUGUUUUUGAUAAGUCCACGUCAAUUUGAAAAUCAAAUAAUGCCAUGUGUAUACCAUUAACAACAGAGAUAUUAAUUCGACGGGCAAGUGAUAUCGGUGUACUUGAAAAAGUUAUCAGUCAUUGCGAUAAGAUUUUUUCAGCUAUGGAAUAUCAUCCAAAUGAACACUCUGUCACUGCUGAAGCGGAUAUUUUACUGACCCACAUUUUUUUGUUUCAUUUUUAGACGUGUCGUGAGAAUUUUUUAAACAUCCUUUUAUAAACAAUGGCAUUUAUUUAUUUACACGUGUAGGCUAGGAAUUUUUUGAAGACUAUUUCAAUGUCACGGAGUCACAUUACUUGAUGCAUUUGAUGAGGAACUGAAUUUCGCUUAGUAGUGCCAUAUGUGUAAUUCGAGCAGAUUUCUAUCAGAUAAUUCCAUUCUCAUGGAGUCAAAUAUUCGUGGUAUUUCCUCGAGUGCCAUAUCAAAGAGCAUAAAAAAAAUGGAAAAACAGUGACACCAGUUUUUUACCUAGUUCCUCUGAUGGAAUUGCAGAAUCAAAUGGAUAAUUAAAAUACGUAAUGGAAUUGAAUCAUGAGAGAGUUAAAAAACUAUUGAAAAACCGUUGGGGUAAAAAGUGAAGAGGUAAUGACUGGAUGAUUGUUUACCUCAUCGUGCCGGUUGGUUAUUUAUGCGCCGUUUUUUUUUGCCUCUAUUGAGGAAAGGCAGCAGAAAAAAAUACCAUCACCAUCGCAUCCUUGGCACGCUUCGUCCUUUGUGUUCCUUUUACCGAGUCAAAUUAAAUGAUUUGGAUUGGAUAGUGCCAUCCACUAGAUCCGCAAAUUUUUUCCGUAAAACAAAUUCUCCCAACACAUGAUAUUUCACAAUUUUCUCUAAAUUUUACCAAUUUUAAUGGCUAUGUAAAUAUUUUUUUUGUAUCAAUAUUGUACUUAAUCUUAUCUACUAGCAGUAUUGUGAAUAAUCAUUAAUCAUUAACUGAUUUUUUGCACAAUUGUUCUCCCCUAUUCUAUACUGAUAUCAUGAUGGAAAACAAUUGUGCAAUAAUCUCAUUUAUUUUCAUUCCUGAAAAUUGUUAGUAAUUAAGUCCUCGAGUUUGUACUUUUAUUUUUGUAUAUUAUGAUGAAGAAAAUCAAGUCUUAUAUUUUUAAGAUAAAACUAAUGUGAAAUAUAUGAAUAAAUCCUAACUGUGACCAAAUUAUCGGUUCAUCUCAUAUCAAGGUUACGAAAGGAUUACUGUAACCUUGUGUGAGUGAGAACAUGGCCUUUGUAAUAUAUUGUUUAUCGAAUGUGCAAGAAUAAUUUUAAUUAAAGACCUCAUGUUUACAUAAAA
Diachasmimorpha longicaudata is the source of this 2705-nucleotide messenger RNA. RefSeq names its product beta-1,3-galactosyltransferase 1-like. Lineage: Eukaryota; Metazoa; Arthropoda; Insecta; Hymenoptera; Braconidae. Gene Ontology annotation, cellular component: Golgi membrane. The record is from RefSeq and is a predicted model, not a curated record. Bases 1 to 1218 code for a protein of 405 amino acids. The transcript is spliced from 2 exons. Gene Ontology annotation, molecular function: hexosyltransferase activity.